Messenger RNA from Geodia barretti, 1524 nucleotides. The record is from the annotation of a GenBank genome assembly. Lineage: Eukaryota; Metazoa; Porifera; Demospongiae; Tetractinellida; Geodiidae.
CUGAUCCGGCUUGGUGAACAGGCCCGAUUGGGCGGUGGCCAGAACCGUAUCGACCAGCAACACCAGCGCGGCAAACUCACCGCCCGCGAACGCCUCGCUGUCCUGAUGGACGAAGGCACUUUCCAGGAAAUCGACCGUUUCGUCACCCACCGAACCACCGAUUUCGGCCUCGCCGACCGCACUGUCCUCGGUGAUGCGGUGGUAACUGGAUACGGCAACAUCGACGGGCGCCAGGUAUUCGCCUACUCCCAGGACUUUACCGUGUUCGGCGGUUCCCUCUCCGAGGUGGUCGGACAAAAAAUCUGCAAGGUCAUGGACCUGGCCGCCAAAACCGGGUGCCCGAUGAUCGGCAUCUGCGACUCCGGAGGCGCCCGCAUCCAGGAAGGCGCGCUGAGCCUCGCCGCCUACGGCGACAUAUUCCUGCGCAACACCAUGUAUUCCGGCGUCGUUCCGCAAAUCUCGAUAAUCAUGGGGCCAUCGGCAGGCGGCGCGGUUUAUUCUCCGGCCAUCACCGACUUCAUCUUCAUGGUGCGGGGCACCGGGCAAAUGUACAUCACCGGCCCCGACGUGGUGCGGGCCGUAACCGGAGAGGACGUUACCCACGACCAGCUGGGUGGAGCCGAUGCCCACGGUUCCCGUAGCGGUGUGGCGCAUUUCGUCUACGACACCGAAGAGGAUUGUCUGGCUGAAGUGCGCCGGCUGGUCAGUUUCCUGCCGCUGAACAAUCUCGAUGAUCCCCCCGUUUACCGCACUGCCGACAACUCCGACCGCACCGAUGAUUCCCUGCGCACCAUCGUGCCGCCGGAGCCCAACCGUCCGUACGAUGUUCGUGAGGUUAUCUACAGCAUCGUGGACGACGAAGAAUUCAUGGAAGUCCAGUCCACGUACGCCCCCAACAUCGUGGUCGGGUUCGGCAGGAUGGGCGGCCGCACCGUCGGCCUGGUGGGCAACCAGCCGGCGUUCCUGGCCGGUGUCCUCGACAUCAACGCCUCCGCCAAGGCGUCCCGAUUCGUGCGGUUCUGCGACUGUUUCAACGUGCCACUGGUUACGCUGGUCGACGUUCCCGGUUUCAUGCCAGGCACCGAGCAGGAAUACGGCGGCAUCAUUCGCCACGGCGCCAAGCUGAUCUACGCCUACGCCGAGGCAACCGUUCCCAAGGUUGCCAUCAUUACACGCAAGGCCUACGGCGGAGCCUACAUCGUGAUGAGCAGCAAGCAUCUGCGAUCCGACGUCAACCUGGCCUGGCCCUCCGCCGAAAUCGCCGUGAUGGGGCCGGACGGCGCUGUCAACAUCAUCUACCGGGAGGAAAUCGCGCGCGCCGACGAACCCGACGAUCGCCGUGCCGAGUUGAUCACCAACUACCAGCAGCGCUUCACCAACCCCUACGUGGCAGCCAAUCGCGGUUAUCUUGAUGACGUUAUCGAUCCGGCCCAAUCGCGGCCCGUCAUCAUCCGCGCCCUGGAAAUGCUGCAAAACAAACGCGAUACCCUGCCGGCAAAAAAGCACGGCAAUAUCCCUCUCUAA